Molecule: messenger RNA, 666 nt
Organism: Coniophora puteana RWD-64-598 SS2
Lineage: Eukaryota; Fungi; Basidiomycota; Agaricomycetes; Boletales; Coniophoraceae
Exons: 3
Coding region: 89-427 (112 amino acids)
Source: RefSeq, a predicted model, not a curated record
CGCCCUCCCGACGCCUGAACAACUCCGUUGAGCACCUGCCCCCGAGCAGCGCUGCUGUCCAGCGACGUUCUGCAACGACCCGACAACCAUGUUCCCUCUCUUCGCCGUCACCUUCCUCACCGCCAUUAUCCUCCUGUGCCUCUUUUCACCCACGGUCAGGCGGUCAAUAAUAGCGGGAGACGACACUCUGGACGCUCAUGAAUCGGGUCUUGCCUUGGUUGCCUCCCGGAAUCCCUUUAGAGAAACUGGUCCCCCAGUAUGUAUGGCCAAACUCAUCAUGCUGAGACACAAGAUGCAGACAAGCACGCGGAAACGAAAGAGCCCCGCACAACCACGGCACCCCCGUAGCUUUGUUGCACAACCAACACGUUCUCGUCAACGGGAUACGUGGGUUCGUUUCGGAAGAAUCGGAAACCAGUACCACUAGCCUUCGCUUCUUAAUCUUCCCUUUCUAUCUAUUCACUACCUUUAUUGAUGAUACCACCUUCUUCUAUUCGAGCACACUUAGACUUGUGAGAUAGCCUGUUGUUUUUUCGAGGAUAUUACAUUUGGGCGGAGAGAGGGUCAUGCCGCGUGAAAGUAGAACAGAAGACAAAGUACAAUAGGACAAAACAAAGCAAGAAUGUCAACACUAUAACACUCCAAUUACACGGAUGCAUCGUCAAG